AUAGCGCGAGCCUUCGGCCGGUCAUAAGCUGCUGGCAGAGAGAGGGUGGCCGUAAGCGGGAAGGACAAUGGCGGAGGGUUGGUCGGAAAGCAGCGCACGGCGGCGGCGGAAGAUCCCGUGCAGGAACUUCAUCCAUGGAGCUUGCAAAUGGGGACAUAGCUGCUAUUACUCGCAUGACCUGUCAAUACAGAAAUCGUCCCAGAUCUGUCGGUACUACUUAAAUGGACUUUGCUACUAUGGAGACCUUUGCAGAUAUCAACACACACAACCAACUGUAGGAUGGUCAUCUGGCAGCAGACGUGGCUUUGAGCCUGCCCUUCAGGUGGGGAGGACUGGAGAACCACCUCGGACUUUCCAUGAUACUGAAUCUCGACAACACACUGCAGGAUACAAUCCCAGAAACAGGCGUAGCUCUGCCCCUAUCAUUCAGCGAAUGGCAGCUGGUUUUUCUCAACCAACCCAUGCUGUAGGUUAUUCUGUUCAGUCAACUGCUGAAUUGUCUACUUGGAGCCGACGUGAUUCCGAACCUGUUGUCCCAAGUUCCACACACUUAAGAAAUACUGAGGACUUUGGCAUUCAACUGGAGGAAGAAGUCGAAGAAGAUAAGGAAAAUGAAGCGCCUUCGAGAAGUUUAAAAAAGUGGGAAUCUGGCGCAGAUAUUUUCCCGUGGCAGUUUAAAGAGCAUGAUACGCCAACAUCGCAAGCAACAGGUUCUUCUCAUUCUACAUGCCGAAAACUGAACAAUGAAGUUAACAUUGAACCGCAGAAUGGCUUGACGGAUUCUUCGACUUCCCAAUCUGUUAUGAAGAAAACAUUGGCUACAAACCAGGCCAUUGAAAUGAGUAAAGAUAUUAUUUGUGGAAUUUGCAUGGACAAAAUCUAUGAAAAAACACCACCUAAAGACCGAUGCUUUGCAAUUCUUCCUGGCUGCAAUCAUGCUUUUUGUCUGACCUGUAUCAAAACGUGGCGACACAGCAAGGGGUUUACCAAUAACAUACUAAAAGCAUGUCCUGAAUGUAGAGUGGUGUCCAGUUACUACAUACCUCAUAGAGUUUGGGUGGUUGAUGAGCAGAAACAGGAGCUCAUUGACAGGUUCAAAGCUGAAAAGAGAAAAAUAAGAUGCAAAUUUUUUCUGCAAAGUAACGGAAAAUGCCCAUUUAAAUCGGAAUGCAUAUACUUGCAUGAGUUCCCAGAGGGAUAUCGGCCGCCUCGACAUCAGCCACGAAGGCGCAAUAACCAUCCUUCGUUUGAAUUUACAUGGAACGAUGAUUAUGAUGAGGAGGACGACCUAGAUCGUGCCCUUCAGCUUUUUGGUGUGCUUUCCCUUGACUUUUUAGAGAAUGCUGGCUUUUUUUAUGAACUUUUUGAUUCUGAUCUGUCUGAUUUUAGUCUGGAGGAUGAUUUUGAUUCUUCUGAUGAUGAUUAACGGUGCAAUCAAAGUCUCAAGGUGGUGUGUAGUGCUAUAUUAAUGCAUGUGGCUGGUGACAAUGAUAAUGGUCUACGUUACCAAUUUUGGCAGUGCUAUUGUAGAUAGCAGGCUAAGCCAUACAGUUAGGUAUUUGUAAUAAGUCUAUUUACACUGGUUUAUUAUGUUGGUAAAUUUGAAUUAUUUCUCAGUGUAGUGGCACUGUAAUCUAUUAAGCUACCUUGUUUAAAACCUACCGUUGUUCAGAAAUUCAAGUUCUUUAGGAUGAAGACGUAACACUUGUGAAUUGAGUGGCACAUGUGAUAUCUCAAUGAUUUGAACAAUUUGUAUUGUGAUUUUUUUGUAAGAUGGAUUUCUAGGAUUGCAAUGAAUUCCAUGAUCACUGCUGUUCACUGGGGAAUUGGCUAUUUGUAAUAUUUGAACCUUGUAAAUAUGUGCUAGGAAGUUGCUGUAGUGAUACUGAGUCACUACACCAAAGUUUUAAAGUUAAAUAAUGUAGAUUUGAAAUAACUACAAUUUUGCUUCCUUUUAUAGGGCAAAAAGAAUCAAAGGAAGUUUAACAUUUUGUAACCUGAUCAAUAAUGAGCUAUUAAUAAAAUUAGUGAGGAUAUUUUUAAAAAUUUGUACUGAUGUCAAAAUAAAACAAUUUGUCAAUA
Messenger RNA from Leucoraja erinaceus (little skate), 2082 nucleotides. RefSeq names its product E3 ubiquitin-protein ligase makorin-1-like. NCBI's taxonomy places the organism in Eukaryota, Metazoa, Chordata, Chondrichthyes, Rajiformes, Rajidae. The record is from RefSeq and is a predicted model, not a curated record. Gene Ontology annotation, biological process: protein polyubiquitination; anaphase-promoting complex-dependent catabolic process. The coding region runs from base 68 to 1426 and encodes 452 amino acids. The transcript has 8 exons. Gene Ontology annotation, cellular component: anaphase-promoting complex. Gene Ontology annotation, molecular function: ubiquitin protein ligase activity; cullin family protein binding; zinc ion binding.